AUGGACUCAAUCGCAUGGCAGAAGGACUCCCUUGACUGGGCGCACUAUGCCUACGCUCAUCUACUAGCACCGCGACUCGAGGUCAAAGGUCGAAUGGCCAUGUUUCUGCUACUGGCUGUCAUCUGGGCGUCCGCAUGGCUCCUAUGGCGUACAUACUCGGUUCUCACUACGCCCAAUGAUUUGCUCGUCGACAAGCUCGGACUGGACAUUCCUCCUCAGCCCCUCGUUACAUUGGAGGAGAUCUCUGCGACCGAGGUGCAGAUAGGAUGGAAGCCUUCAGAGACGUCGACCGCCAUACAAGAGUAUCAGAUCGAGAUCAACGGCAAGGUCGUGGAUCGCUGCAAGAGGAGUGAGACUGCGGCUGUCAUUUCGCAUCUACUGCCUGGCAGAACUUAUGACAUCCGAGUUUUCAGCGUCAGCGCAGGUCGUUUUCAAACCCCAAGCGCCCCUCUCCACGUCCGUCUGCCAUCCUCUUCUACCCCUCCGUCCGAAGAUGGCGCCAGCGAGACCGUUCCGACGAUUCGAGCUAUUGCGGCGCGCGCGCCUUCCCUGCUUUCUGCGCCAUCUGCACCCGCAAUGGCUCGCGAGCACUCCGGAGGGCAGCCGCACGGCAGGCGUGGUACUACCGGACGAAGGUCUUCUCCUGCUGGUACAACAGCUGAGAAAGCGGAUGCGAAGGACGAAAAUGAGAACGAGGAUCUCGCAGAGCUUUCGUCCCGUUUCGCCUCGGUGCGAGAGGAGAUUGAGGCUGUCGAGAAGCAAGUGCAGGACGAGAAGAGCGAAUAUGAUGGCCAGUUGCGAGAACUUGAGGCCAAGAAGGAGAAACUGCGACAGGACCUGAAGAAACGGGAUGAGGAAAGCAGCGAUCUCCGGAAGCAGGUGCAUAAAGCGGAGAGUCAGAAUCGUGCACUUCUCAACGACAAGACCAAGAAGGAAAGAGAGCUCAAAGCUCGUGAGAAUGAGCGUCGUAAGAAGAAGGACGAUGUCGCCAAGUGGGAAGAGCAGAUUUCUACCAUGGCAGAGGAAAUUGCCGGUAUCGAGACUCAGAAGGCCGCCAUCAAACGCCGGAACGAGGCGAACAUCCGUGAGGUGGAGCAGAAAGUUGAGGAAGAGCGCAAAGAGGUUGCCGUUCUGGAAGAGGAGGCCAAGGAGAAAACACAAGCCAUCAAAGCCCUGGAGGAGGAGCGCAAGGAACUCGAUGUGGAGGACGAUACCGACGAAACCCGCGAGACGAACCGACAAGAACAGGAACGGGAAGCCAAGUGGCGGGGUCGCUUUCAGGAACUGUUGAGUACGCAUAAUCGCCUGUACAACGACUUGCAGCAAGCAACCAUGUACCUAAGCAGUACUCGAGAUCGGCUCCAAUACUACGAAUCUAUGCGCCAAAACAGAGCCAUUUCUUUUGCCGCGCCACCUGUACCACUCAAUCUCGAACCGCAGCGACAGAGGUCAAUGCGUCGGCCUCGACAUACGGGGUCACAUGGUAGCAGCGUAUCUUCACCUCGCGGUCCAUUUGUUGCCGAAGCUUUCCAACAAGAAGGUAGAUUUGGACCAGUGCAGGCCUCUCCGACCACGUUCGGCCCGAGCUACUUCAACCCUCAGAACGGCAUGACUCUGAUGCUUCCGACUGAAGCUGCCACCACGCCGGGCGAAGAAGGCGAGGCCCUGAACUCUGUACCGAUGAGCCCGCAUGCCGAUGCGUUGCUCCCAGCUGAUCUUCUGGGCGAUGAAUCAGGCGAAGACGAGGAUGAUAAAGAUGCGCCGAUGCCGACGAAGCCGACUGUGGCUGAUGCGGGCAAGUCUCGACCAAGCCCGUUCCCGAACAUUGGCUCACCACUUGUGCGAGACAAUGCGGAGCCAGUGGAAUCGCCGUCAGCUGGCUCCUCUUCCCGUCAGUCGUUUGCCAGCCCGCGCGGGGAAGGAUUUGCAGCAGCUCCCGAGACGGAGCAUAAGUCAACUCAUUCUGGAAAAGAGAAAGGCGGAGACGGGGAGUCGCCCAGCAACUCGCGCAAGUUCAUGUACAACCUUUUCAACAUCAAUCGGCAGCGCGGCAAGACGCUUGAAGAUGACCCGCCUAUGCUGGGGAGUCUCAAGCCCACUCAAAGCCAGUCUUUCCCUCGGAAUUUUGACGACCUCGAUCCCUCAUCGCAACCCAGGAGACGCCUCAGCUAUGGCGGUAACUGGGCGUUUCCUGGCAACUUUCUUGGCAGAGAAAAGGAUUCUGAGUCCCGCUUUGCUGCGGCGAGCCGUAGAGCAUUCCCUAGUCUCAUGGGCUUAGGGAAGUCUGCGGAUGUGCCAAAUUUCACACCGCGGACGAACUCGUUUGAUCCUGGGACCAGAGGUGAAUCGCCUCGGCCUUCGUCUAUUUAUUCUUUUGACAAGAUGCCACGACCUGGAGCCGAGAACGCGCUGCAUGUAUGGAACAUGGAUCGGAGCGCCAUGCGAAACAGCCCGCUUGCGCCGGACUGGGGCUCUAUGCAUUCCUUUUCUCGAAGUCAUUCACGGCGACCAUCGGUAGGCGGAUAUGGUUCGACUACAAAUCUGAGCAUGAUGGGCCCCGACGAAGAGAUUGUUGAGCCGAAGCGAGAUCCUAGGCCUCUUCAAGCACCCAUUGGAACACGACCGGCUAGCAGUCAGAGAAAGGAAGUACUGACACCGAAGCUCAACCCGGCGGCACCGAACUUUACGUCGCUGUUCAAGAAGUCCAAGGGCGAGAAAGUUAAGAUCCGGGACCCGAAGGAGCAAGAUAAGGAGGACAAGAGAGAAAACGAUGUUGCCGAGUCAACUUCGCCUCCAGAUUCGCGGAAGUCGAGAGAUGCUCCUUCACUUGCGCCAACCCUCUCGACCAUGGAAUCCAAGGAAAGCCUGGAUCGAACCACAUCCACAGCGUCUGUCCCUGGUGUGCCUAGCGAGGGCAAAAUAGAGAAGCCUACUUUGAUGUCACGCAUCUCUCGCACCGCCAGCAACAAGACGUACAGUAGCAUGAAGUUUGGCAGCUGGAAAGAGAAAUCCUUUUUGGGUAGCAAAAGCUCCAAGGACACGAUGCCUGAGAUUGGGGAUGACGAGCUCGGUGCUAACGGCUCGAGUGAUCAGCUCGGGCGCAGUAUUGAGAGCCGAGAUUCACUUGUGAACGAUGGCGAUAAUGGAAGUGCGAAAGGACCAUCGACGCCGAAAGAAGGCAAAGACAAGAACAGGAGUAGUAUCAACUGGAAUUUCAUGCGUAAGAGCAAGGAGAAGGGCAAGGACAAGCGAGGCGAGCCAGCACAGAGCGACGUGUCUGUCAGCGGGGCCAGUGUUGCGGGUAGCGAGGUGCCGACUGAUACUGAGGAUGACGAGGGGGAGAGACGGCAGUGA
Cyphellophora europaea CBS 101466 is the source of this 3354-nucleotide messenger RNA. RefSeq lists its product as uncharacterized. The record is from RefSeq and is a predicted model, not a curated record. The transcript is spliced from 2 exons. Bases 1 to 3354 code for a protein of 1117 amino acids. NCBI's taxonomy places the organism in Eukaryota, Fungi, Ascomycota, Eurotiomycetes, Chaetothyriales, Cyphellophoraceae. Gene Ontology annotation, molecular function: protein binding.